Molecule: messenger RNA, 2546 nt
Organism: Centruroides sculpturatus (bark scorpion)
Lineage: Eukaryota; Metazoa; Arthropoda; Arachnida; Scorpiones; Buthidae
Product: rab5 GDP/GTP exchange factor-like
Exons: 9
Coding region: 104-2059 (651 amino acids)
Biological process (GO): vesicle-mediated transport
Cellular component (GO): cytosol; endocytic vesicle
Molecular function (GO): small GTPase binding; guanyl-nucleotide exchange factor activity
Source: RefSeq, a predicted model, not a curated record
GUUCGUCGCCGUGACGUCAUUACUUUGGAACCGAUAGGUGGCGUUUGUUGUUGACUAAGAAGAUGGUUCAUGUGACAGGGUGAAAUUAACAAAAACAUACAAAAUGUCUAUUUCAUCUGCUCCAGGGAAAAAAUCCAAUCUUUUACAUAUUGGUUCAGCAGAACUACUAUGUAAAAAAUGCUAUGAAUAUUAUGGAUAUCCAGAUUGGCUUGGUUACUGUUCUCUGUGUUAUAAAGAACUUUAUCCACCAAAAAUAAAACAAGGAGAGAUUAAACAGUCUAGAAAAAUAUCGAGAAGUGUUAGCGAUGCUUCUGAGAGUUCAUUGUCAUUACGUUUUUCUAAGUUUGAAGAGAAGAAAAAACAGCAUUCAGAAAAACGCAGUACAACUAUUAAAAGCAUCAUGAAAAGAGGACACAGUUCAAAAGAAACAUCACCUCAGUCUGUAGGAAAAGAAAGGCAACCAAGUUUUGAAAAUCAAGCAUACAAAGAUUUUUCUGAGUCUAUCAGUUUAUUCCCUGAUGCAAACAUUAUAUUUAAACAAGUUCGUAGUGUUAUUGAUCAGAUUAAUAAGAGCAAAGAUCAUUCAAUUGAUGAAUUAUCAGAAAUCAUUCAAGAAUUCUACCAAAAUUUAUCUGAUAGAAUGAAAACUCAGUCUGCAUUUCAUAAAAAAACUCCUGAGGAAUUAGAACAGUUAAUGGAUCAUUGUGAAAAGUAUCUUAUGACUCGGUUAUAUAAAACUGUAUUUGGACAAAUAUCAUCAGAAGAUGAAGAUAAAGAUUUGGCUUUACAAGGAAGAAUUAGAAGUUUGAAUUGGGUAACUGCACAACAUCUAGAAACUGACAUUAAUGAAAAACAUCCUGAAGUUAGAGAUCUUAUUGAUAAGGCAAUAACAGAUAUUAUUGAAAUGGAUUCAAAGAAAAUACCAAAAGAGAAGCUUAUUUGUAUUGUACAGUGCAGUAAGAACAUUUUUGCUGUACUUAGAGUGUGUCGUGGAACACCUGCUAGUGCUGAUGAAUUUUUACCGGCACUAGUGUAUAUAGUCUUAAAAGCAAAUCCACCUCGUUUACAAUCUAAUAUUAAAUAUAUUACAAGAUUUAGUAAUCCUAGCCGACUGAUGAGUGGGGAAGAUGGAUAUUAUUUUACUAAUUUGUGUUGUGCUGUUGCAUUCAUUGAGAAUUUGACUGCUGAAUCAUUAAAUUUGAGUAAAGAAGAAUUUGAUAGGUAUAUGUCAGGUGAAGCAGUACCACCAGGAUCUUCUAAUCAAAAUCCUGCACUAUGUGAAGGCCUCAGGGUGAUUUAUCAAAAUCUCACAGAUUUAUCUGAUCUCCGCUUGCGCCAAGAAAAACUGGAGGAUGAUAUCUUAUCACUACAAGAAGAUUUAGAAAAACUAAUGACUCAAACUAAAAUAUUGAUGCAACUCUCAGAGAUCGUAUUUAUAGAAGAAAUUAAUAGUAUAAAUAGUAUUGGACAGAAGAUUAAUAUGAAGAUUUCUGAACAAUACUCUGAUGUUAAAUUAGAGAAGCUAAUGCAGAAAUUAAUUAUUACAAAAAUGAAUGUUAUAGAAUUGAAGAAAGUAAUAUUGAAUGUGAAAAGUGUAAGUGAAGAAGUGCAGGCCGUCAUUAAUCGAACUGCCUACAUUCGACAGCCAUACAAAAUUCCUUCAAAUAUUGAUAUUCGUCUGGUACCAUCAGCAGUUAGACAUAGAGUUGAAAGAGAAGUAGAGAUGCAAGAAUUAAUUAGUCUGGAAGACUUAUCACAUAAGAGUGUAGAAAAUAAAGUGUUUCAAAAACUAGCAGAUUAUCAGAAUAGUCAAGAAAUUACAAAACUUUCCAGUCAAGAUAACGACAGUAUUGCAAGUGAUAAUUUGGAAACUGUUGAAGUGCCAACUGUUAUUGAAUGCAUUCAAAAUGCAUCUUCAUCACAGCAAGGGUUUCCUCUCGAUCCUCUUUCACCAGAGCCAGCAUCUAGUACCGAAAAUCUUCAUCUCCCUCCUCCAUUACAACCAAUUAUUCUCUCUAGUCCACAAGGAAGUGAGUCUCAAAAUAAAGACAUUCCUUAAUUUUUAUUAGUACAACUCUCUGUUAUUUAACUAUUAUUUAUUAAAGAACAAUUGUUUGCAUUCAAAUUUUAAUUCAUAAAUUUAUAAAAGAAUGUUUUGUAUAGAUGUAUCAAAAUAUUCAAAUUAAGUUUAAAAAAAAAAUUAAAAAUGAGUUAAAAUGGAAACAUUCCAAUUAUUCUUAAGUGACAUCUGUUGAUUCCUGCAAUUCUUACUCAGAUGACAACAGUAUUUGCACAUUUUGGAAUUUUUUUCUUUUAUAUAAGUGCAAUCAUUUUAAUUGAUGCAAAGCACUCAAUGGUGUCAUGAUAAAAUAUACUAUAUCAUCAAUCAUCAAAAAUAAUUAAAUAAUUUAAAAAUUUUUAUCUGCUGAUUUAAAUAUUUGUGAUAUUACAGUAUUGUUUAUUUUUUAGUGUAAAUACUGGAAUCGUGUUAUUAUUGUGAGAAAAUCAUAAUUGUAGUUUCUAUAAUUAAAAAGUUAUUUUUUAAA